CAUACUUCACAUCGCUGUAGAUACUCCGAAUAUUUGCAUUCACAAACCAGUCUUGGGAGGCGGUGGUGGUGGGGGGAGAGAGGGAAAACUAGUCCGCUGGCUUUGGCUCUGUUUCUUCUCUAUUAAUCCUUCACAGGUCAAAAAGCACAGACAUUAAAUUUAUGGUGUUUGAGCUGCCUACAUCACUUUUGGAGGUCAUCAAAACAUUUUUCCUGAAGCCGGGGACGUGCCAGCUGGAUUGCUAACCGAGCUAACUCUCAUCCUCCUCCUCCUCGACGAAAUCGACGAACUGAUUUAUUUCCUGUUCUUGUCUCCAGUCUUCACCAGUCCUGGGCUUGGAGGUCCCAGCCGUUGCCAUGGAUCCGGGCAGCUGGAGCGGCAGCGAGAGUGGCGGUGAGGAUAUCGAGCGAAUGAGCGACUCAGCAGAUAAGCCCAUGGACAAUGAUGCCGAGGGCGUGUGGAGCCCUGACAUCGAGCAGAGCUUCCAGGAAGCCCUGGCCAUCUACCCUCCCUGCGGCCGCCGGAAAAUCAUCCUGUCUGACGAAGGGAAGAUGUACGGUCGUAAUGAACUGAUAGCCAGAUACAUCAAACUGAGGACUGGAAAGACAAGAACGAGGAAACAGGUUUCGAGUCACAUUCAGGUUCUUGCACGACGAAAGUCCAGAGAACUUCAGGCUAAACUAAAGGUCACUAAUUUGGAUCAAAGCGUGAAGGACAAAGCGCUCCAGAGCAUGGCGGCCAUGUCUUCUGCUCAGAUCGUCUCAGCCACGGCCAUCCACAACAAGCUGGGGCUGGCCGGCCUUCCUCAGCCCAGCUUCCCCGGAGCACCAGGGUUUUGGCAGCUUUCAACGGGGCAUCCGGGAUCUUCACAAGACGUUAAGCCAUUCGCACAGCAAGCCUACCCCAUUCAGACAGCCACCGCUAUAUCAGGUUUCGAGCCCCCCACAGCGCCUACAGCCAGUCCACCAGCAUGGCAGGGUCGCUCCAUUGGCACAACAAAACUGCGGCUGGUAGAGUUCUCUUCAUUCCUGGAGCAGCAAAGAGACCCAGAUUCUUACAACAAGCACCUGUUCGUACACAUUGGUCAGACAGACCACUUGCACAGUGAUCCCCUGCUGGAGUCGGUGGACAUCCGUCAGAUCUAUGAUAAAUUCCCUGAGAAGAAAGGAGGCCUGAAGGAUCUAUUUGCGAAGGGCCCCCAGAAUGCCUUCUUCUUGGUCAAGUUUUGGGCGGACCUUAAUUGCAACCUCCAAGAAGAUUCUGGUGCGUUCUACGGAGUGACCAGUCAGUAUGAGAGUCCAGACAACAUGACCAUUACCUGCUCCACCAAAGUGUGCUCCUUUGGCAAGCAGGUGGUGGAGAAAGUGGAGACGGAGUAUGCCCGCUUUGAGAACGGCCGAUUUGUGUACAAAAUAAACCGCUCUCCCAUGUGCGAAUACAUGAUCAACUUUAUCCACAAGCUCAAGCACCUGCCUGAGAAGUAUAUGAUGAACAGUGUGUUGGAGAACUUCACCAUCCUGCUGGUGGUCACAAACAGAGAAACCCAGGAGACGCUGCUGUGUAUGGCCUGCGUGUUUGAGGUAUCGAACAGUGAGCACGGUGCGCAGCAUCACAUCUACAGACUGGUCAAAGAAUGAGACGCCUCCUCUCUCAGCCUCUCUCACAUACACAAAGACACAAAGAAACCCUAAGGACACUUGGUCAGCGAGCUGCUGCCUAGCUCUGUCAGAGAGAGCCGGAGCCCAGCACUAACUCUGUCCACAGAGACGCGACGUGUCGUGGUUUCAGACAGGCUCAGAGACUCUCUGGACCAUCUGAGUGACAAAACAAACUAAUCUGAAGUGGCUGUGCCUCUGGACUUGAAAACACACAAAACAUCCAGUAUGCUGUUGUCGUAUCUGGAUGGGACUGUUAUUAAUGACAUCUGUUAUUAUUAUUUUUUGUGUUCUGUGUUUUCUGAAUCUACACGGGUGUGAUUGACUGUAAAAUGGAGGUACGGUUUUGUUACUUUUUUCAUUUAACACUGACUAUUUUUUAUCUCACUGAAGAAUAUUGUUUUUACAAACAUUGUAUAAGAAAUUUCUCCCCAACAGACACUCAAAAAAACAACACAUAUAAACACAACAGUCCCACAUUUUUCCCUUAAAUACUUCUAGCCAUGUUUAGUGACUUAACCAUGCAAUUAAGCAUAACCUAAAACAUUUAUAUAAUAUUUUGUACCAUACAAAACACAGUCGGCCCAUUUUAAAGUGAAAUAAGUACCAGAACGCUACUGCAUUUGGACACAGAGCAACUGAAAUGAACCUGAGGGUUUUUAAAAUGGAUUUAUAAAAAUACCAUUAGAUUUCUCUUCUGUUGAACAAUUAACUGCCAGAGAUGUCCAUGUAGAAACUUGUGGUUAUGUGGGCAUGGUUUCACUUUAAAUGCAUCAUUGUAGUGUAGCAACAUUAAUCAUCAAGCUAUUUUGGAUGCCAGUUUAGAUCAGUGCUCUCAGUCCAGCAUUUCUCCUGUACUAUAGAGUUUAUCAGCUACUUAUGAGCUGAAUGAGCUUGUUAACCCUUAGAAGUCACAGUUAACUGAGACAACAGAAGCAUGUUGUAAUUUUAUAUUAAUCAUUUCUUACUUUCAGUCCAAACCAAAUUGGCCUGUGUAAGUAAAAGAUGAGAUAUUUAAUCAUGAUUCAAAUUAGGUGAAGUUACUGUUCUGCAGACAGAUUUGUUUUGCAGAAAGAAAAAAAAUGAUUGUAAGCCAUUUAGCUACUUCUAUUUCAGUAGUGUAGCAAAAUAACUCUUAACCUCUAAGGGUUAAUUAAAGCAGAGAGAACACUGACCUGUGCAGUGCAGGGGGUCUGUAGGUGGGUGAGGUGUAGCACUGAUUCUGUUCCUGAUGGGCCCUCUGACAUUUUCCAUUGCCUUUACCUUGUUGUUGAGCCUUCAGUUUAUCGCUCUUUUUCUCCAGAUAAAGCUGUGAAUGUGAAUCCUAAUGUUGAAAAAAAGCACAUAACUGGAUAGAAGUAAACACAGCAACAUAGCCAAAGUUAGUCUAUGGUGCCUUAGACUUUUUAAUGCAAAAUCUGUUUGUCCAGUUCUAUUCUGGGGAAAAGUAUAUAAAUAUCUAUAGCUGUAAAUCCAUCCUGUACAAAAUAGUGAGAUGCAUAAUGUCUUUGUGUCAGGCUAAGUUGCGCACAGUGUCGGCCUGUCCCAGAAUUCACACUUGCGGCGUUGUGUGCUUUGUGCAUGUUACAUUCUUAACAAGAAGGGGUUUAUAUAGUACUUAAAAGGACUUCAUGACUUGUAACAAUAACAGAAUACAAAUAAUAUUUUUUAAAAGGUUUGUAAAGUACCAUUAACAACAAGUUGUACAUUUAACCAGCCAUGCAAAGAAUGAUUUAUGCAUUCAAGUGGUUAUGGCAGCGUUCAUGGUUCAACAUGUAACCACUGCCUUUACAAAAGAGCCCCUUUUUAAGGUUGUAAGUGUCCGAUUUCUAAAACAUACAGAAGUGCAGUCUGCAAGUCCACACACUCUCUCUCACAUACCACAUCAAAGGGGUAUUGAGCUAAAUAUGUAGUU
Colossoma macropomum (tambaqui) is the source of this 3570-nucleotide messenger RNA. RefSeq names its product TEA domain family member 1a (gene tead1a). The record is from RefSeq and is a predicted model, not a curated record. Gene Ontology annotation, biological process: regulation of transcription by RNA polymerase II; hippo signaling; embryonic organ development. Bases 357 to 1637 code for a protein of 426 amino acids. Lineage: Eukaryota; Metazoa; Chordata; Actinopteri; Characiformes; Serrasalmidae. Gene Ontology annotation, molecular function: RNA polymerase II cis-regulatory region sequence-specific DNA binding; DNA-binding transcription factor activity, RNA polymerase II-specific. The transcript has 14 exons. Gene Ontology annotation, cellular component: transcription regulator complex.